Toxorhynchites rutilus septentrionalis is the source of this 3564-nucleotide messenger RNA. RefSeq lists its product as uncharacterized. Gene Ontology annotation, molecular function: nucleic acid binding. The coding region runs from base 1 to 3564 and encodes 1187 amino acids. The transcript is spliced from 3 exons. Gene Ontology annotation, biological process: DNA integration. Lineage: Eukaryota; Metazoa; Arthropoda; Insecta; Diptera; Culicidae. The record is from RefSeq and is a predicted model, not a curated record.
AUGCUCCACCAACCAUCGCAAAAUCGCUUGUCCACUCAAUCGAAACCACACACCUCUGCUGUUUUGACCACUUCGCCAUCGCAUCAAAUUGAUCGGUUCAGCUUAUCAAACCAACCGUCACAACCACGGUUAUCAUCGUCAACAGAAUCUCAAUUGUCUUCAACCUCGGCCCAAACUAGCCUCGUGUCCACCACUCUCGUUGGUAGCAGUCAAAGGAUGCCUGCUACAGUUCUGCUGCAAACCGCAAUCAUCAAGGUUUUCGGUUCUGGUGGAGACGCCCUGUGGGCCAGGGCACUGUUGGAUCCUGCGUCGCAGUUGUGCUUAAUUACUGAAAACAUGGUCCAGAAAUUAAAGCUUCGUCGCUAUCCAAAUCGCCAAGAAAUUGGUGGAGUUGGAAACACUCUCGUCGUGUCGUAUCAUGCUGUUGACGUUCGGAUAGGAUCUCAUUGUACGAAAUUUACGGUUGAGGAAUCUUGUCAAAUAUUGAAGAAAAUCACUCAUGAGCUUCCAGUGAACCCUGUUGAUUUGUCCACUUGGAAUAUUCCAUCCGAAGUCAUACUGGCUGAUCCAAAGUUCUAUGCGCCAGGGCCAAUAGAUUUGCUUCUGGGAAUGGAACUAUAUUUCGAUCUUCUUCUUGAAGGAUUAAUAAAACUGGGCCCUGAGAAGCCAGUUCUUCAAAAUACUGUUUUCGGAUGGGUAGCAUCCGGAAAAAUAGGAGCUCACCACCCUCGUACCCAACACAAUAUACGAUCCCCAGAUGAAACUUUCUCCGAGGAGCAUUUUGUUGCUAACACCUUUCGUGACGAAUCUGGAAGAUUUGUCGUUACCUUACCGAAACGCCCAGAUAUAUUGUCUCAACUCGGGAGUUCCAAGGAAAUAGCCACUCGAAGGUUCCUUGCCCUUGAACGCAGACUUGAUGCGAACCUCCCACUCAAAGAAGCGUACACUUCAUUUGUUGCUGAGUAUUUGCAACUCAAUCACAUGCGUGAGAUCGACGACACGGAUAACAGCUUUCCGUCUUACUACUUACCUCAUCAUGGAGUAGAGAAGGUGGAUAGUACAACCACUAAAUUACGGGUGGUCUUUGACGCUUCUUGUCGAACGGACAGCGGAUUUUCGCUGAAUCAGGCGUUAAUAGUGAGACCGGUUCUACAGGAUGACAUUCUAGACAUUUCGCUUCGCUUCAGAAUUCAUCAGUUUGCUAUUAUUACGGAUGCUGAAAAGAUGUAUCGGCAAAUCCGCCUCCACCCUGACGAUUUUCCACUGCAUCGGAUUCGCUGGCGGUCCUCUUUCUCGGAACCGCUGAAAACGUUUGAACUAACCACAGUCACCUACGGUACUGCCUCGGCGCCAUACUUGGCUACAAGAUGUCUCCUUGAGUUGUCGAAACAGGGAGCUAAUGAAUUUCCUCUAGCCGCGAAAGUCCUGCCAAAGGGUUUUUACAUGGAUGACAUGCUUACCGGUGUCGAUGAUGAAGAAGAGGGAAAAUACUUGUGCAGGCAACUGCGAAGCUUGUUACAAUCUGCAGGUUUUAAUCUACGCAAAUGGGCGUCAAACUCGACAGCUAUAUUAUCAACCAUACCUCCCGACCAACGCGACGAUCGAGCAGUAAUAGCACUGGACUCACCAGCAACCAUAAAAACCCUUGGACUAAUAUGGGAGCCAUCGACCGAUUUACUCCACUACUCUGUUCCUAAUUGGUCCCAAACAGAAAACAUCACAAGACGAACCGUAUUGUCGGAUACAGCAAAGCUUUUCGACCCUCUCGGCCUGAUUGGGCCGGUGAUAGUCCUUGCCAAGAUAUUUGUUCAAUCUCUCUGGCGAACUUCUACAUCCUGGGACAAUCCACUAGACGAGUAUCAACAGCAGCAUUGGUUGGAGUUCCGCAGUAGUUUGCAAGGAUUAGUAUCUAUUACCAUCCCAAGGUGGGCAACCCCUUCCUUCAAUCGCGUAGUGCUUGAAAUGCACGGGUUCUGCGACGCCUCUGAGAAGGCUUACGGGGCCUGUUUGUAUUUGAGAGUUGUUUCAAAUGACGGCAGAAUAGCCGUGCGUUUACUAACCGCCAAAUCUAAGGUGGCCCCUCUCGGUGAUUCGAAGAAACAAAAACGCAUCUGCCUACCGAGGUUGGAACUCUCAUCUGCCCUUCUGUUGAGCCAUCUGUACCAUAAAGUUCAAGCCAGUACAACGCUGAUUGUCAAGACAAUCUUCUGGACAGACUCGAUGAUCACUCUACAUUGGCUUCGGUCGACACCAUCUAGAUGGAAAACCUUCAUCGCAAACCGUGUUUCUGAAGUGCAGCAUCUCACACAAAGCGGUAUUUGGGCGCACGUUCCAGGCAUCGAAAAUCCUGCAGACAUAAUUUCCCGUGGUAUGCGGCCAGCACAAUUGCAAGAAACCACAUCCUGGUGGAAUGGUCCACCCUGGCUCAGCCAACCAUCGCGUUUUUGGCCACCUCUAAUUCCACAAACUGCCGUCGAAUUGCCGUCAGAAAUGCUGGAAGAAAGGACAGUUUCUCUGCCAGUGCGGGUGCACCCUGCGAAUGAAAUCUUUUUCUUACGAUCGUCGUUUCUGGCGCUUCAAGCUUAUCAAUCGCUCAAAUCGACGAUAUGGUUUCCUACAAGCUUCAGAACUCGGGAAGCCUCCAACAACCUAGUUCGACUGGCACAACUCGAGUCUUUCAGCAAAGAUAUCGCUGCUGUAGCUAAAAAUGGCCAGGUUGACUCACACUCUGAUCUACGAACACUUGCACCAAUUCUCAUCAACGGCAUUCUAAGACUUCGUGGCCGACUCAGGCAUGCGGCCAUAUCCGAAGAUAGUAAACAUCCGAUAAUCCUACCUGCACGACAUCCACUAAGUACGUCUAUUGUGACCUACUAUCACCUGAAAAAUCUUCACGCCGGUUCUCAGCUGCUUGUAGCAUGUGUCCGGGAAAAAUUCUGGCCACUUCGCAUUCGAAAUUUAGCACGAAGCGUAGUGCACUCAUGUGUGAACUGUUUUCGCUGUCGUCCUCGUACCCUCGAUCAGAUCAUGGGAGAUCUGCCUUCAGAACGAGUUACUCCAACGUUACCCUUCCUCAAUACUGGAGUGGAUCUUUGUGGACCGUUCCAGUAUCGCAAAGCCAGCAGGGCUCCACCAAUAAAAUGCUACGUAGCCAUCUUUGUUUGCCUUGUCACCAAGGCAGUUCAUGUGGAGCUAGUCUACGAUCUCUCCACUCAAGCGUUCAUAGCAGCGCUACAUCGAUUUGUCGCCCGAAGAGGAAAACCGAACCUCAUAGAAUGCGACAAUGCCAAGAACUUCAAGGGUGCUGUGAGGGAACUAAAAGAAUUAGCCAAGCAGUUUCGUUCUCAACAACAUCAAAGCGAAAUAGUCAACCGUUGUGCUGAUGACGGGAUAACCUUUAAAUUCAUUCCGCCACGCAGCCCAAAUUUCGGUGGGCUAUGGGAAGCAGCGGUGAAGUCCUUCAAGCAGCACUUCCGUCGAACCGUAGGAAACUCGAUCCUAUCCCUGGACGAAUUCGUCACCCUGCUGGCCCGCAUCUCGACCGCUGACUCCACUUACGGCUGA